AUGCAGCGGCAAAAGGAGCCACAGCAACAGCUGAUGCUGCAGCAACAGCUGCUGCAGCAGCAGCAGCAGCUGUUGCAGCAACAGCCGCACGAACAACAACUCGAGCCGUGGCAGCAGCAGGUACAGCUGCAGCGGCUACAACAGCUACAGCAGCAGCAACAACAACAAGUGCAGCAGCAGCUGCAGCAGCUGCAGCAGCCGCAGCAUCAGCUGCAACAGCUGCAGCAGCAACAGCUACAGCACCAACAGCUGCAGCAUCAACACCUGCAGCAGCAACAGCAACAGCUGCAGCAGCUGCAGCAGCUGCAGCAGCAGCAGCUGCAGCAGCAGCACCUGCAGGAGCAGCAGCAGCUCCAGCAGCAGCAACAGCAGCAGCUGCAGCAGCAACAGCAACGUUUGCAGCAGCAAUAUGUGCAGCAGCAGUUUCUACAGCAGCAAAACUUGCAACAGCAACAAAUGCAGCAGCAGCAGCAACAGCAGCAAGAACAGCAGCAGCACUCAUCACCAGGCCAGGCGUUCGAGAGGCAGCAGCAGCAGCAGCAGCAGCAGCAUGAGCAGCAACGUAUGCAGCAGCUGCUGAAGCAGCAGGAGCCUCUCCAGCAGCCUCAAGAGUGGCUGCUGCAAGACCCUGUUCACCGUGGGAAUAUAUUGCAGCAGCAGCAGCAGCAACAGCAGCAGCAGCAACAGCAGCAGCAACAGCAGCCACAGCAGCAACAGCAGCACUUGCCGUCGCCACUCCAAUGGGCGCCUUCAUAUGACAGGCAGCAGCAAGUGCUGCAGCAGCAGCAGCAACAGCAGCUGUUGCAACAGCAGCAGCAGCAGCAGCAAAGUGCUGCUGCUGCCGCUGUACCGCGGCGAGUCAGCCGCACACUGCGACGCGACUCAGCAGCAACAGCAGUAACAGGGGGAGCAGCAGCAGCAGCAGCAACAGCAGCAGCAACAGCAGCUGCCUCGACGGGGCGCAGGCAGGGAGCGCAGCGUGUGCGUGGGGCUGCUGCAGCCGGUUCGCCAGCUGCUGCUGCUUCUGCUGCUGCUGCUCCGUUUACUGCAGACACGGGGGCAGCGGCACGGCUGCAGCGCAGCAGCAAACCCAAGUACACCCGCAGCAGUAGCAGCAGCAGCCGCAGCAGCAACUCGCUCUGCAGUGGUGCUGCUGCUGCUGAUCCUUCAGCUGCUUCUCCUCCCACUGCAGCUGCAGCACCUGAGGGCGCUGCUGCUGUUGCUGCUGCUGCGCCUGCUGCUGUCUCCGCUCCUGCUACUGCUGCUGCUGCUUUGUUUAGGCUGCGUUCUGCUGCAGAAGCCCUAGCAGCAGAGCCUCUAGACAGCGCGUUGCAGCAGCAGCAGCACGAACAGCAGCAACAGCAGCAGCAGCAGCAGCAACCGACGCUGCUGUACACCCCCAUAGAAGCGCAAGACUCGAAUUGGUGGCAGCAAGGUUGGCAUGCAGCAGCAGCAGCAGCAACAGCAGCAGCAGCAAGAACAGCAGCAGCACAUCCCCUUCUUCGCGCUCUGCUGGAUCCCUCACUUCCUGAUGCAGAAGUGCAGCAGCAGCUGCAGCAGCAGCAGCAACUGCAACAACAACCGCAGCAAAAGCAGGUUGCUGCUAGAACGGGACAGUUUCUGCUGCGGGAUGCACUUGCAUUUGGAGCUGCUUCCCCCGCCGCAGGUGCUGCUGCUGACUUAGUUCCCGAUGUUGCUGCUUGGGCUGCUGCUGCUGCAGCGCGGCUCCCUCCUUUGCGUGUUGCUGCAGCGCAUGCUGCUGCAUUCGCCAGGGCUUUGCUGCAGCAGCAGCAGCAGCAGCAGACAACGUGCAACAGCGCUGACGACCCCUCCGAAAUUUGGGAAUCGGGAUCGUCGGUUAUUACAGAAGGAUUUGCUGCUGCUGCUGCUGCUGCUGCAGUAGAUGCUGCUGCUGUUGCCGCUGCGUCAGCACCUGCUGGGCGUCCCUGCAGCCACUGCAGCAGCAGCAAAUCCGCAUCUGCUUUAUGUGAAGAGAAGAGCGGCAGCAGCAGCAGCAACAACAACAACAGCAAUAACAGCAGCAGCAACAACAACAACAAUGACAGCAGCAGCACCAGCAACAGCAGCAGCAGCAGCUGCUGCUGCGGUCCUCCCCACAAUGCAGCAAAGCUUGAGGUUUGUUCUCCUGCUGCAGUUGCUGCAGCAGCAGCUUCCAAUGGAUUGCCGCUUACUGUGGCUAGGCUGCUGCUGCAGCAGAAUUCGCUGGGGAGCUUCUACAAUGAAGGAGACAGUUUUUUCUUUGAUGGCGAUGACAUACAGCGAGAAGAGGAGGAGGAGACAUGGGCAGCGUCUGCUGCUGCUGCACUCAGGGAAAUGCUGCAGCAGGCGCAGCGUUCUGGCGUUGGUCUAGCGAAAAGACGAGCAGCAGCAACAGCAGCAGCAGCAGCAGGUUUGAAGUUCUCCAUAGAAACCCCUCUCAAGCAGCAGCAGCAGCAGCAGCAGCAGCAGAAGGAUUUUUUUCUGGUGCAGCAGUCUGCUGCGGACUUCAUAGCUGGUGCGCAAGCACCUGGGGCCGCAACAGGAGCAGCAGCAACAGCAGCAGCACCUGCUGCAGCAACAGCAGCAGCAGCACCUGCUGCAGCAACAGCAGCAGCAGCAGUGGCAGUGAAGACGCCCAAGGGAUUGCUGCUGCUGGAGGAGCCCCUCCUUGCUGCUUUUAGAGACAUCGCUACGCGAGUAACCAGCGAAAAUACAAAAGGAGAGACAGCAGCAAGAGCGGUGCUGCUGCAGCUGCUGCAGCAGCACGCAGACAACUGCACCAUCCUGCAGCAGCAGCAGCAGCAGCAGCAGCAGCAGCAGCACAUGCAGCACAUGCAGCACCCGCAAGAUAAAGACGAGGAAACACAGGACAAACAUCAGCACCCUUCUCAGGCUCAGCAGCCGCAGCUGCAGCAGCAGCACCAGCAGCACAUGCAGCAACAACUGCAGCAGCUGCUGCCCAAUGGUCGCAUGCUGCUGGCCCAUGGGCCACCCGGGUCUUGCAGUUGGGGGCAGCUCAACAGCAGCAGCAGCAGCAGCAGCAGCAACAGCAGCAUUUGCACCAGGACUAGUAGCAGCGGCACGGGGUGCCUCAGCAGCGGCACGAGCUCCUGCAGCAUCAGCAGGAUCAGCAGCAGCAGUAUCAGCAGCAGCAGCAGCAGCAUCAGCAGCAGCAGCAACAUCUCCUUUUCUGAUGUGUGUGAGACAACAGCAAAAGAAGCAGAGCUGCAGUCAGCAGCAGCAGCAGCACCAGCAGCGUGGAAGCACUCUGACAGCAGCCAAAGGAAAGGAGACACUGUAGGCUUUGUGAGGCGCUCAUCGGGUACACCAAGUGCUGCUGCUUCUGCUGCUGCUUCUGCUGCUGCUGCUGCCGCUGCUGCUGCCGCUGCGGCUGCUCCUGCUGCUGCUGCUGCUGUCCCCCAACUGCGUCUUCUUCAGGCUGCCACCAAUGACUUCCAAUACACCCCAGAGCGGCAGCAGCAGCAGCUGGAGCAAUGGAUGCAGCAGCAGCAGGAGCAGCAGCAGCAGCAGCAGCAGCAGCAGGAGGCGCAGUUUGUCCCCGCGUCAAAGAAGAGUGGCUGCUGCAGCCGCUAUACACUCAGCAUUGGAUGGGUACGAGGGUUGCAGACGUCUCCGCACCCGAGCAGCGGGAAGGCUCCACGUGCAGAGUUGCUGUCUGGUAUAACAGAGACAGCAGCAGGUCUUGCAGCAGGUGCAGCAGGAGCAGCAGGAGCAGCAGCAGCAGCAGGCUGUGUCUCAACUUGCUUCUCUGUUUGCUGCGUCUUCUGGUGUCCCCUUGAAGACCCCCUUGAGGUCUUCUCCAUAUUUCAGGGGGCAUCUUGGCUCCCGGGUUGGGGACGCAGGGUCACCUCUGCAGGUGCUGCUGCUGCUGCUGCUGCUGCUGCUGCUGAUCAUGCUGCUGCUGAUUCUGCUGCUGAUAAUGCUGAUGCUGUUGAUUGUGCUGCUGCUGCUGCUGCUGCUUCUGAUCCUGCUGCUGCUGAUUCUGCUGCUGAUAAUGCUGAUGCUGCUGAUUGUGCUGCUGCUGCUGCUGAUAAUGCUGAUGCUGUUGAUUUGUCUACUCGGCCAAGCGAGGAGAAGAAUGCGUUGGGGCAGGAUGAUGCGAUAGUGCAGCAGGACCUUGAGCUGUAUCUGUCUCCUUCUUUUGCAAGGAGACUGAAGACGGAGACAGCAGCAGCAGCAGCAGCAGCAGGGGCAGCAACACGAGCAACAAGAGCAGCAAAAGCAGCACCGAGAGCAGCAGCAGGAGCCGCAUCAAGAGCACUCGCAGGAGCGGCAGCAGCAGCAGCAGCAGCUGCAGCAGCAGCAGCAGCAGCAGAAGGGGAGGAUGAAGCAGAGCCUGCUAUUGCUUUCUUAUCUGUCUUAUUGAUGCCGAGAAAGAAGACGCACUCUAUGCAGCGCAGCAGCAAUUGGGGCAGCAGCAGCAACUUGUUAGCACUUCCUACGAAUGUAAUAAGCAAUGAGGAGACGCCUUUGCUGAUGAAUGGCCCCCAGCAGCAGCAGCAGCAGCAGCAUCUGUACAUCGCAGGGACAGCAGUGCUGCCGCUGCAGCUGCUGCUCUCCUGCAGCAAGAAGAGACUGAAAGCAGCAGAAGUGGUUCAGCAAGAAAUGAAGAAAAGUUUAAGCGUCUCCUUUCACAGCGACUGCACUCUGAGGCCUAUGACUCGCCUCAGGCUAUUCUUACACGAGCCUCUCUGGGCCGCACUCUGUCGCUACCGUGCAGCAUAUCAAGAAUAUAAGAAGCUGUCUCUUUCUUCUCUUUUAUCUCCUAACUGUCUCCUUCCUAUAGGCCAGAUAGAUGUCUCCUUAUUUCCUAACAAGUCCCCUCCAAUAGAUUACUCUCUUCUCUUAGGCUCCAGAUGGAGACUCAACAAUCUAUCAACUCUAUAUCAACGGGGGCCCCAAAAGGGGGGCCCCCAAAAGGGGGGCCCCCAAAAUGGGGGCUCCCAAAAGGGGGGCCCCCAGGGGGUUCCACAGGGGGCCCCAGAGGGGGCCCCUCAGGGGGCCCCAGAGGGGGGCCCCCCUGAUCAACAUCAUAUGGGGGGCCCCAAUGAUAAGUAUGAGGGUACAGGGGCCUUCUCUCAAGGUGCUCAUUGGGGGGCCCCUGGUUUGUCUAUGGACAAGGGGCCCCCUGGGGGCCCCACAAUGGGGGCUCCCACUGCGGGCCCUGUGGGGGGCCCCCAAGAGAUCAUUGCGGGGGCCCCCCCUGGGGGCCCCCUUGAAGGUGUUGCUGCCUUGUUUGCCUGGGAUCGAUCCCCUUCUUUGUCUUUUUGUUUGGGGUCUCUAUGGCCUUCUUGCGGAUAUCUUGAAGUAGAAAUUGAUAAAUAUCCCUGUCCAAGUUUAUUUUUAAGCAGCGAAGAAUUUACGAAGUUAAAUUGUAGACCCUUCUUCAGAGGCAUUAACGAUAAUGAAGCAAGAAUGUGCACAACCACACCAAAUUUGUAUGGGGCUCCCGUCAUAGGCCCUUACGGGCGUUGGUCUCUGUUUGUUAGCGACCUCAGCUUAGCAGCAGAAGGAGACAGCAGUUCGUGGGUCGGAGAGGAGGAGACAGAAGCUGUUGCUGCUCCUGUUGCUGCUGCUGAAGCAGCAGGAUCAGCAGCAGCAGCAGUAGCAGCAGCAGGUGCUGCUGCUUCUGCUUCUUCUGCUGCUCCUUGCUUUGGUUCUCGCUUCUUUUCUGCUGCAGUGCGGACAACACCUGCUGUUACAUGUUUAAAGAAGAAGAAAACCCUUUAUGAUAUAGUAUUAGAGAUAGAGGAGGAGCAGAGACAAAAAGAGCAAGAGAAAGAGCGGAUUGCUGCUGCUGCUGCAGCAGCAGCACAGGAGCAGCAGCAACGGGAGCUAAUGCAGCAGCAGCAGCAGCAGCAACUGUCUCCUCGGGGUAAAGGACCUGUUGUACCCCACAUGUGUGUAGCUGAAGGAGAAGGAAUAGAGAAAGGCGUUGCAGGAGACUGGGCGUACUUUACAUUAACAACUAAAAACGCGAAGAAGGAGACAGUAGAAGCAGCAGAAGGGACUCUGCGUCUGUCUCUUGAUUCUACAGGAUAUCAAGGUCUUACCCUUCACGGAGACAGUUGGGAAGGAGAUAGUGGUUGCAGCACAACAACAACAACAGCAGCAGCAGCAGCAGCAGCAGCAGCAGCAGCAGGUAGCAGCAGUAGAUGCAUGCAGAGAGCAGCAGCUUGGGUGCCUCCCUCUCUACGCUGGCAGGUGCAGCAGCAGCAAAGGGGUAAACUCAGAGUUUCUUACUCUACAGACAAGCCAGGAGGAUAUCUGCUGCAUGUUUCUUAUGAAGGACUACCUGUUGCAGGGUCUCCGUUUUAUGUUUUGUUUACUUCAGGGCCUCCUUGCCCUCUGGCUUCAAAAGUAAUUGGUUAUGGUGCUCGUAUUUGCUAUGCUUCUCCUUCUCUUCCGCUGCAGCACGACAGCAGCAGCAGCAGCAGCAGCAGCAGCAGUCAGGGAAGGGAGGGAGAGGAGACACUUACAGCUACGGAUCUGCUUCCGAGAAGUAAAACCCGACAAAAGUUUAAGCACUUCAUCAACCAAUUCAAAGUUAUUGUCGGUUGGCGUAGCUGCAUGGAAAGUGUUUUUAAGUUGGCCCUGCAGCGCGAGGGUUUGCUGCCCUUUACUAGCUGUCGAAUAGAGAUAUUCUUAUACCGCAAACCCUUAUUGUGUUCGCCUCUUGAGCCCCUCAUUGCUAACUUUGAAGAACUCCAACACAUUUAUCAACAGGCAGAGGCAGCCACGCAGCUGGGGGCGUCUAUCCAAUUAUUUCAAGACUGUCUUCGGAGCGGGCGUCACGACAAAGCCGCGCAUAUUCUCGAUUCUGUUCAGCGUGCUUCCUUCUCUGCUGGGCUGCGGCGAGAGGCGGAGGAGGCUUUAUUUCGUCUCUGCUGCAGCAGCAACUCUCCUCGAGUUAGUUUGGAGCAGCAGCUGCAGCAAGGAGACAGCGAAGAAGACAUUGAAGAGCAGCAGCAGCAGCAGCAGCUGUCUCCUGAAGAGAAAAGGAGACAAGAAAAACAAAGAAUAAGAAACCUGCAGCAGCAGUGGGAAGAGAUUCAAAUCGUCCGGGAGUCCCUGAUAAAGUUAUGUGGGGAGUCGGAUAGACAGCACGAGCUAAUGACGAAUGUCGCCCAGACGAUGCUGCAGGAUUUUGCACAGGGACUAAACCCUAAACCCUAA
This is a messenger RNA of Eimeria acervulina, 7197 nucleotides long. RefSeq lists its product as hypothetical. The transcript is spliced from 19 exons. The record is from RefSeq and is a predicted model, not a curated record. Lineage: Eukaryota; Apicomplexa; Conoidasida; Eucoccidiorida; Eimeriidae. Bases 1 to 7197 code for a protein of 2398 amino acids.